Molecule: messenger RNA, 2790 nt
Organism: Rhopalosiphum padi (bird cherry-oat aphid)
Lineage: Eukaryota; Metazoa; Arthropoda; Insecta; Hemiptera; Aphididae
Product: probable cleavage and polyadenylation specificity factor subunit 2
Exons: 14
Coding region: 373-2562 (729 amino acids)
Biological process (GO): mRNA 3'-end processing by stem-loop binding and cleavage
Cellular component (GO): mRNA cleavage and polyadenylation specificity factor complex
Molecular function (GO): RNA binding
Source: RefSeq, a predicted model, not a curated record
UCUGUGAUUGUGCGUGUACAUAUUAUUUUGUAUUAGCUUUGAGUUUUUGAUAACGUGUAUAAAUCCUAUAUCAAUUAACAUUUUAACAAUAUAAGAUAUCUAUUCUAUUAUUUCUAUUGUAUGCCGAAUGCCGAUAGCGAUGUGCUGAUUUCCCUUACUUAUUAUUUUCUUAAUUAUCUAUUCUUUUAACCAUGUCUGUAGACAGCGUUAAGUAACUACUUGGACACUGACAACUUAUAACCGACUUCUGAGUCACUACUCACUAUUCAUUAUUCAGUAGUCGCUAUUCGUUGCCUGGCGCAGCCAUUUUUAAUUACCGAAUUGAAAAUCGAAUUAUAUUAAUAUUCCAUUGAUUUUUAUGCCUUCAAUAAAAUGACGUCAAUAAUAAAGUUUUAUACUUUGUCGGGUGCGCAUGAUGAAUCGCCACCCUGCUAUUUAUUACAAAUCGAUGAGUUUAAAUUCUUGUUGGAUUGUGGAUGGGAUGAAAAUUUUAACAUGGGUGUUGUGAAUAAGUUAAAAAGGUAUAUUCAUCAAAUAGAUGCGGUUUUAUUAUCUCAUCCAGACCGUUUUCAUCUUGGAAUUUUACCGUACCUCGUUGGAAAAUGUGGUUUAAACUGCCCUGUCUAUGCUACCAUACCUGUUUACCAAAUGGGCCAAAUGUUUAUGUAUGAUUUACAUCAAUCUUUAUGCAAUGUAGAAGAUUUUAAUCUAUUUAACUUAGAUGAUAUAGAUGCUGCUUUUGAUAAAGUCAUACAAGUGAAAUAUAAUCAAAUUGUUUCAUUAAAAGGUAAAGGAAUUGGUUUAAGAAUAGUAGCAUUGCCUGCUGGCCAUAUGGUUGGUGGUACAAUUUGGAGAAUAUCUAAGGUCGGAGAAGAGGAUAUUGUGUAUGCUGUAGAUUUUAAUCAUAAAAAAGAAAGACAUUUGAAUGGCAGUGACUUGGAAAGACUUGGAAGACCGUCAUUAUUAAUAUUGGAUUGUUUUAAUGCUGCUUAUUCGCAGCCCAGGCGUAGAUCUCGUGAUGAAGCUUUAAUGACUUGUAUAUUGACAACACUUCGUGUCAAAGGUAAUGUUUUAUUAGCAAUUGAUACAGCAGGACGUGUUUUAGAACUAAUGCAUAUGCUGGACCAAUUAUGGCAUAAUAAAGAAUCUGGUCUUGCUGUAUACUCAUUAGUAUUUUUAACUAAUGUUAGCUACAAUACAGUGGAAUUCGCAAAGUCUCAAAUUGAGUGGAUGAGUGAUAAGUUAAUGAAAAGUUUUGAAGGUGCGAGGAAUAAUCCAUUUUUUUUCAAGCAUGUAAAAUUAUGUCAUAACAUGAAUGAUUUUAACAAAGUCUCCGAACCAAAAGUUGUAUUAGCUAGCAAUGGAGAUCUUGAAAGUGGAUUUUCAAGAGAAAUUUUUAUUAUGUGGGCUUCAAAACCAAAAAACAGUAUUAUUCUUGCAGAUAGAACUGCUCCAGGUACAUUAGCCCGCGAUUUAAUUGAUGAAGGGGGUGAUAGAAAUAUUAAAUUGAUAAUUAAGAAACGCGUACCAUUAGACGAAAAUGAGUUGGAAGAAUAUAAUUACAAACAUAAUGCAGAAAAAACGGAAGCCAGUAAAAUUGAUCCAGAAAGUUCUGAUUCUGAAGAAGAACAAGAGGCUAUGAGAGGCAUGCAUGAUUUACUAGUAGAUGCUGAUUUAUCAAGCUCCAAAAAAUCUUCAAAAAAAGAAUUGCCGCCUAUGUUUCCUUAUUAUGAAGAAAAAUUUAAAUUUGAUCCAUAUGGUGAAAUAAUAAAACAAGACAAUUUUAUUAAAUUUGAAACAACCUCAGGAGAUGAACUAAGUGCAAGCGAACAAAAUCAAAUAAGUGACGAAGGCGAAGAAGCAGAUUUAUAUGAUCUUCCAUCAAAGUGUGUGGAGUAUGAGCAGACCAUUUAUGUGGCAGCAAAAAUUGUACAUAUUGAUUUUGAAGGUCGCUCAGACGGAGAGUCAAUAAAACAAAUUAUACUUGCAUUAAAACCUAGACGUUUAAUAUUAGUAAGAGGCAACCCAUAUAGUACUAAAGUUGUUUACAACUUUGCUAAAGUAUUUAUAGAUAGUAAAGUUUUUACACCUAGAAUUGGACAAUGCUUGAACGUAACAACAGAAUCUCAUAUUUACCAAGUACGUUUAACAGAUGCACUUCUUUCCACGAUUAAUUUAAAAAAAGGACCAAAUGGUGAUUUAGCUUACUUGAAUGCUAAGUUAAAAUUAAUAAAUUGUGAUCAUGCUAUGAAAAUUGACAAUGUUGUACCUGAAAAGACACAAAGAAUAGAUGAUCAAAUGUUUACACUAGAACCUUUAGCAGAUCAUGAAAUUCGUCCUCGCAAAACUGUAUUUAUUAAUCGAUUAAAACUAUCAGAUUUUAAACAAAUUUUAUCCAAACAUAAUAUACCUUGUGAACUUUCCAAAGGUGUUCUGUGGUGCUGUAAUCGUACAGUUUGUGUUCGUAGAAAUUCUUCUGGAAAAGUUUUGAUGGAAGGAAUUAUUAGUCGUCAAUACUAUUACAUACGUAGUUUAUUAUACAACCAGUUUAUUAUAAUUUAACAUAACUCUCACAAUUAAUGCUGAAAUUAGUAUUAUGAAUAUAAUAUUGUACUUCUUAAUAUUAUUUAUUCUUAUUUGAUUAAUAUUUAAAUUUACUAUGUAUUUAUUUUUAUGUAUAUCUUGUUACUUUUUUUAAAUUCUAUGUUUAUUUUAUUCAUAAUUGAGCUAUUUUUUAGAAUGGUCUAAUGUUUGUAUAGUUUAUAAAUAUAAAUACACAUAAUAUAAUAA